Messenger RNA from Armigeres subalbatus, 2140 nucleotides. Its product is annotated as fatty acyl-CoA reductase wat. The record is from RefSeq and is a predicted model, not a curated record. Gene Ontology annotation, biological process: long-chain fatty-acyl-CoA metabolic process. Lineage: Eukaryota; Metazoa; Arthropoda; Insecta; Diptera; Culicidae. The transcript has 11 exons. Gene Ontology annotation, cellular component: peroxisome. Gene Ontology annotation, molecular function: alcohol-forming very long-chain fatty acyl-CoA reductase (NADP+) activity. Bases 408 to 1925 code for a protein of 505 amino acids.
UGUUCAGUUCCAUCGUAAACAUCAUCGUGCAAAGACGUUGUACCUCUCGGUAGGCACCAGUUACGCGCAUCUACUAAGAUCGCCAACCCCCUCCCCUGGCUGGCUCGCGAUCGCGAUUGAUCUUCGAAACUUACCGCAAAGAACUCUUUUGUGGUUGUGGUUCUGCUCCAGACGGUUUUUAGCGGCCCAAGACGCAGGUGGUUCAUAGCGCGCGCGCACACGAUUCUCGCAGCAAAGCACCUUGAAGGUUUUCUUCAGCAGUUCGUUGGCAGCAGCGGGCACACGAAAGGAAGGGAAAAACUGCGCGCCCGCCUGUACAACUAGUUUGGCAAUUGGAAUUGCUUAUUGCAGUUACCUACCAGAGUUGAAAAGUUAGUGCAGAGGUUGAUACGAGGAGGAAAGCAAGGAUGGAUGUAGACAUCAAUGAUGGAAAAGACCGGAUCGGGCCGAUGUUCCGUGAUCGUCACGUGCUGCUCACUGGAGGGACUGGGUUUAUGGGAAAAGCUUUAAUUGAAAAACUCUUAAGAUGUACAGAAGUUGGCAAAAUCUACCUACUAGUCCGAACAAAGAAAGGCAAAUCACCAAAGGCGCGAUUAGAAGACAUUUUUUCGAAUCCGAUCUUCGCCAAAGUAAUCGAACUGCGAGGGCUCAACACAUUGCUGGCACAAUGCGUGGUGAUAGCGGGCGAUGUCACCGAACCCGAGCUCGGCAUAUCGGCGGAGGACCGGAAACGGAUAGUCGAAAAUGUGUCCAUCAUCUACCACUGUGCGGCGACAAUCCGCUUCGACGAGGCGCUCAAGAAGGCAGUCAUGCUCAACACCCGAGGCACAAAGUUCAUGGUGCAAUUGGCGAAACAGUGUCAAAAGCUAGAUAUGUUUGGAUAUGUUUCGACGUCAUACUGUCAUCUUAAUGAAAAACUGCUAAUGGAAAAGCCUUAUCCACCGCCAGCGGAUCCGCAUAAAGUCAUUAAAGCAGUGGAAUGGUUGGAGGAUGACGUCGUUGACGGUAUCACGAGGAAAAUUCUUGGCGAAUGUCCCAACACCUACGCCUACACCAAAGCUCUCGGUGAAGCUCUUGUCGUCGAAGCGAUGAAAGACAUUCCCGCAGUAAUCUUCCGCCCCUCAAUCGUGGUACCCACCUGGCGGGAACCGGUAUCCGGCUGGACGGACAACAUCAACGGACCGGUGGGGCUUUUGAUUGGCGCCGGAAAGGGCGUCAUUCGUUCGAUGUACUGCAACUCCACGGGCUACGGCGAUUACCUCCCAGUCGAUUUCGGCAUAAGCGCUAUCUGCGUCGGUACCUGGAAUUACGUAGACCAGAAGGAUUAUUCGCGAAACAUUAUUCAUUUAGUGAGCUCACAGGAGAUUAGAGUAUCGUGGGAAGGUAUCAUAGACCUAGGUAAGUCCAUUGUAGCCAAGAAAGUGCCUUUGAAUGGAGUCUUCUGGUACCCGGGUGGCAACAUGAAGAAGUACAGAUGGCAGCACAAUCUGGCGGCUCUUUUCUUCCACUGGAUACCGGCGGUGCUAAUAGACUGCUUGCUGUACGUUCUAGGAUAUAAACCAGUACUUUGCCGUGUGCACCGAAGGAUCGCCAACGGAUUUGAAGUGUUUGAAUACUACGCCAACAAUCAGUGGGACUUUGACAACAGCGGCAUCAACCACCUGAGAGACCAAAUUAACGAAGAAGAGAAAGUUAAAUUCAAAAUCGACGCCGGAGGUGUUGAAAUUAACGAGUAUUUCGAAAAUUGCAUCUGGGGUGCAAGAAGAUAUAUUCUAAAAGAAUCGGACGAGUCAGUACCCGCUGCAAGACGACACAUGAGAAUAAUGUGGUUUGUUGACAAAUUUUGCAAGACGAUUAUCUACGGUGCUUUUCUCUACUACUUUGGCAUGUGGCUGUACAACAAAGUGUUCGCAACUUCAGUCUAAUAGCAAUUAAGAAAGAUUACAUUCCAUAUAGGCUAGCUGUGUGAAUAUAUAGAUUAAUUCCAUUCGUGCUCAUCCCAACCCCUCAAAUGACAAUUAUUCCAUAAAGGUGAAUGUUAACCUCUAUGUUCUUUCAAACGGUAAACAUAUACGUUUUUUGUUAAUUACGAAAAUAAUUAAAUAUAGAUGACAACGCACAUCGAUUAGCGUAUCUCGUA